Leptinotarsa decemlineata (Colorado potato beetle) is the source of this 2369-nucleotide messenger RNA. It is a transcript of the gene Rs1, whose product is annotated as Dead-box helicase Rs1. Lineage: Eukaryota; Metazoa; Arthropoda; Insecta; Coleoptera; Chrysomelidae. Gene Ontology annotation, cellular component: cytosol. The record is from RefSeq and is a predicted model, not a curated record. Gene Ontology annotation, molecular function: nucleic acid binding; ATP binding; RNA helicase activity.
UGGUCUGGAGUUGAUAUCCGAACUCACCUCAUAUUAACCUUGUGUUUUGCUUCAUAAGUUUGAUUAGUAUUAUGUGUUUUAUAUUUUGAUUUUGAUUAAAAGUGUUUGUGAUUAUAAUUUUUGAAGCUGUGAAAUGAAAAACAAUAUAAAAUCAUUUGAUACCAUCAUAAGAACAAUCGAUGAAGAUGAUGACAUCGAAUAUUUUUCAGAAGAGAGUGAUAUCGAAGUUGAGUUCCAACCUACGAAACAGAAAAGUAAAAAUAAAGCAGAUUUUGCAACAGACUUCAAUUUUGUGAGCUCUGUGGAAGAGUACAAUAAAGAUUCUUGGAAUGAUCUCACAAAAUAUGUCAAGCGCAAAGCCAAACAAAAAACUGAUGACAAAAUAAAAAAAGUUCGGCAAGCUCAAAUUGAAGAUGAUAAUGAUGAAAAAGAUGAGGAAGAUGAACACUCAGAUAUUUCAUUGUCCGACGAUGAAAUGAAACAUGAUAAGAUCAAAGUCAAGGAAAAUAAGAAAAAGAAAGUCAAGGCUAGUGAAGAAACGGAAACAUUUUUUGAUGAUAUUGAAAUCAAUACUGAGGCUGGUAGUUUCUAUCAGAUGAAUUUAUCACGACCUUUAUUGAAGGCUAUUUCUGAAAUGAAGUUUGUCCAUCCAACUCCUAUUCAGUCGGCAACAAUUCCAGUAGCUUUGCUAGGUAGAGAUAUUUGUGGGUGUGCUGCCACAGGUACGGGUAAGACAGCUGCCUACAUGCUACCAACCUUGGAACGUCUCCUCUAUAGGCCAUCAGGCAAUGUACCAGUCACUCGAGUAUUAGUUCUGGUUCCCACCAGAGAAUUAGGUGUCCAAGUUUACCAAGUCACCAAACAAAUUAGCCAGUUUUCAGACAUCCAAAUCGGUUUGGCAGUAGGAGGAUUGGAUCUCAAAACACAAGAAGGCAUCCUGAGAAAAAACCCAGAUAUUGUCAUUGCCACACCUGGUCGUUUAAUUGACCAUUUGAAGAGUACACCAACAUUUAGUUUAGAAUCAGUAGAAGUACUUAUACUGGACGAAGCUGAUCGGAUGCUUGACGAAUACUUUGCUGAACAAAUGAAUGAAAUCAUCAAGCAGUGCUCAAAGAAAAGACAAACAAUGUUGUUCUCUGCAACCAUGACUGAUGAAGUGGAAAGUUUAGCAGCUGUUUCUCUCACUAAACCAGUUAGAUUGUUUGUUGACAGUAAUAGAGAUGUAGCAUUCAAUUUGAGACAAGAGUUCAUCAGGAUCAGGUCAGAGAAAGAGGCUGAAAGAGAGCCAAUUCUUGCUGCUUUAGUUUGUCGAACAUUUCGUGAACACUGUAUGGUGUUUGUACAGACUAAAAAGCAAGCCCAUCGAUUGCAUAUCUUGCUAGGUUUACUAGGACUACGAGUGGCUGAACUACAUGGUAACCUCACCCAACCGCAGCGUUUAGACAGUUUAGAAAAAUUUAAGACAAAACAAGUUGAUAUUCUCAUAGCUACAGAUGUUGCAGCUCGUGGUUUGGAUAUAUCAGGAGUUCAGACUGUUAUUAAUUUUAUUAUGCCUGCCACUGUGGAGCAUUACAUUCACAGAGUUGGAAGAACAGCAAGAGCAGGACGUGCUGGGGUUUCUGUAAGUUUAGCAGGGGAGAAGGAAAGGAAAAUUGUAAAAGAUGUAAUUAAACGAGCAAAAAAUCCUGUUAAAAGUAGGGUUAUACCUGCAGAUAUCUUAGAGAAGUACAAGGACAAAUUACUGCGAUUAGAACCUCAGAUUACACAAAUCCUACAAGAAGAAUAUGAAGAGAGGAUGCUUAGUAAAGUAGAAAACCAAGCGAACAAGGCUGAAAAAUUACUGAAAGGAGAGCAAGACGAGAAGCGACCAUGGUUUCAGACCAAAACCCAGCGAAAGGAAGAAAAAGAUCGGCUUAGUCUCAAAAAUGUAAACGAAAAGAAUAAAAUAUCUAAAGACAUUAAGAAGAAAAAUAAAAAAGGUGGAAAAGAAACACCAGAAGAUAGAGUCAGUAAUGAAUUGAACAAAGUUGCUUUACUUCAAGCAAAACUGGCUAAGAGAAAACAGAAACAAAAGAAGAUUGCCACAGUAAAAGAUGACACUUUGGCAGCUGUUGCUGCUUCAGGUAAAAAACGGAAGUCACAUUUUGCAGAUUUGGUCGAUACAUCACAGAAAAAGGCGAAAAAACUUCGAUAUGAUGCUAAUUUCAAACAGAAAAUGAAGAAUAAAGAAGGAAAAAAUAAGAGCAAUAAAAAAACUGUAAAAAAAGGAAAGAGCUUCGGUAGGCCCCAACAGAAAAAAAGAAAAUGAUGAGGAAUAGUUUUAUUCAGGUUUCUUGUUUUUGUUUUUUAAAUAAAAAAAAAUUAUUUUA